Molecule: messenger RNA, 1029 nt
Organism: Ananas comosus (pineapple)
Lineage: Eukaryota; Viridiplantae; Streptophyta; Magnoliopsida; Poales; Bromeliaceae
Exons: 1
Coding region: 375-947 (190 amino acids)
Cellular component (GO): plasma membrane
Source: RefSeq, a predicted model, not a curated record
AUCUUUAAAUAUUUUCUCUCUCUCUCUCUCUCUCUCUCUCUCUCUCUCUCUCUCCGUCUCUCCACAUCAACAUCAAAUUACGCAAAGAGCAAAAAUCGGAGCACGAAACUCACGGAAUUUUCAAUGCAACCCAACAAUGAAACUCCACCGGACCCCCUCCCCUCUCUCUCUCUUUCUCCUGUACCUUUUUUUUUUUCUCCCCUUCAUUAUUUAACCUCCCCACAAAAGAGAAAAAGAGAAAAACUUCCAUGAAUAUAUAGAACCUUCCUCCUCAUCUACAAAUCCUUAAUAUAUUAUCUAUAUAUCAUCAUCCUAUUCUAUUUUAGAUAACCUAGAGAACAUAUAUACAUAUAUUUUGCAUGUGAUAUAUAUAUAUGAUCAAAAUGGCUAAUAAGAGAGCCCUCAAAACGUGUUGCGUUGCCACAACCCUCCUCCUCUUCCUCCUCAUCCUCACGGCCAUAAUCCUCUACUUCACGCUUCUCAAGCCGAAGCAGCCGCGCAUCGUCGCCACCGCCGUCGACGUCACGAACGUCCAGCUCAGAACCAGCCCCGCCAUCGUGCUGAACUUGACCCUCGGUGCGGAUAUCGUCGUAAACAACCGGAACUACGCAGGAUUCAGCUACGACGACACGACGACGUUGAUAUUCUACCACGGCGUGUCGGUCGGCGUCGCGCCCGUGGCCGCCGGUACGAUCGGCGCGCGGGCGACGGAGAAGAUCCGCAGUUCGGUGGACGUCGACGUCGUGAAGGUGGUCGAGAACGGAAACUUUCUUUUCGACAUUCUGACGGGGUCGUUGAAUUUUACGUCGUCGUCGGCGAUCGAAGGGAAGGUGGUUUUUCUGAAGAUCUUCAAGUUGCAUGCUUCGAGUUUGGUUACGUGCGAUAUUAGUAUCUUUGUGUUUACAAACUCUAGUAGUUGUAGUUGCAAAUCCAAAACAAAAUUAUAAAUGCCAUUUCGUUGAAUUUCGAAGGAAUUUAUCAGUUGAUUUGUAUUGAAAGUUAUUUUUAGGGUUUGAAGGAUUAUUGAUG